Messenger RNA from Penaeus vannamei (Pacific white shrimp), 605 nucleotides. Lineage: Eukaryota; Metazoa; Arthropoda; Malacostraca; Decapoda; Penaeidae. The record is from RefSeq and is a predicted model, not a curated record.
GAUAGCUGCUGUCAUCGCUGCUACCAAAACAAACAGUGGACGAGAGAAGUAGACUCAGGCGUCAGCCCUCAGAACGCGCUUUUAUGGCUCUGAUACCGUAUUUCUCCGUAUUAUUUCUAUUAUUUAUAUUUACUGAUGUGAUUAGUGGUUAUGUGUAUAACAACGAGUUCAAGGAAGAGUUGCUGGUGAAGCCUCUGCCGUCGGGACAUGUCUACUCACACUUCGAGUUCACGACCACUUGGGCGACGCCGGGAAUCCAGGAAUCCGUGGAACAGUAUACAGAUUUCGAAUUUGAGCACUAUGACCUCUUUCCACGAGCCCUUGGGGAAAUUGUGGAGCGUUACCAUGUAAGAGAACUUCAUCUUAGCCUAACCCAAGGUUUUUGGCGUCAUCGAAAAUGGGGAUAUCCUGUCAUAGAUGCCCCACCAGGUGCCCAGUUGUGGGUGUGGUUCAACCCAUCAGAUGAAGACUUGGAUCAGACUUGGCGAGAUUUGGUGAAUGCUCUUAGUGGUCUCGUGUGUGCUUCUCUAAAUUUCAUUGAUUCAACUAAUACAGUUUCACCAGAACUUAGUUAUCGACCAUUAGGACUAGCUGAAAAGUGGUAA